UCACAGUACUUCCUCUGUGUUUUCCUGUCAUGCAAACGUUUGCUCACUUUCUUUCGUUUUUGAGGUAAAUGUGUUUGGUUUGAGGAAACUCAAAACAUCUCACAGCCGCCCAUGACAGCUGUUUCUCUCUAACUGCGUUGCAUUUCAACAACUGAGAUGCAUCAGUCAGUGUGUCUGAAGAGUUUGCUGCUGUUGCUGGUGGGAACACAGGUCUACACACAGGAGCAAUGCUUAAAAGCUUCAGUAAACACAUGUGGAGACUGCAUCAAGUCUGGACCUGGCUGUGCAUGGUGUAAAGAGUUGAAUUUCACCAAGACUGGAGAGCAGGAAGCAGCACGUUGUGACACUGUCAAGUUGCUUUUAGACAGAGGAUGUAGCAAAGAGAACAUCAUAAAUCCUCAAAACAUUUUUCAAAAUGUUGUGAACAAAGCUCUGGUUGCUGGUAAAGACCCAGUGCAAAUCCAACCCCAAGAAAUACAACUCAAUCUUAGACCAGGGAUGCCCCAAACUUUUCAACUACGUUUUAAAAGGGCAGAAGGUUAUCCUGUAGAUCUUUACUACCUGAUGGAUCUGUCAUACUCUAUGAAAGACGAUUUGGCGAAUGUAAAAAACCUGGGAAAUGAUAUACUUGAAAAGCUCAAUAGAAUCACUGGCAAUGCCAGAAUAGGAUUCGGUUCGUUUGUUGACAAAACACUUCUUCCAUACACCGACACCAAUGAAGCCAAACUUAAACACCCCUGCUCGGAUAAAAAUGAACCAUGUCAGCCAGCAUUUGGCUUUCAGCACGUGCUUCCACUCACAGCAAAUGGGAACGACUUCAAAGAAUUGGUAAAGCAGCAGCAUAUAUCUGGAAACCUGGACCCUCCAGAGGGAAGCCUGGAUGCCAUCAUGCAAGCUGCCGUCUGCCUGAAAGAGAUUGGUUGGGGAAACAGCACCCGGCUGCUGGUGUUGGCCACUGAUGACGGCUUCCACAUGGCAGGAGAUGGAAAACUCGCUGCCAUUCUGGAACCAAACAAAGAAACCUGUCAGCUGGACAAAAACAAGUACAGCAAGAGCAACAUAUGGGACUACCCAUCUGUUGGACAGGUUGCUCGCAAACUGGAGGAGCAAAACAUACAACCAAUUUUUGCAGUGACAAAAAAAAUGGAAACUGUUUACACAGAGCUGAGCAAACUAAUCCCCAAAUCUGCAGUCGGAGUCCUUUCUGAAGACUCCAACAAUGUUGUCAACCUAAUUGUGGAAGCAUACAAUAACUUAACCUCUGAAGUGAUCAUGGCCCAUGAUGCCCUCCCGAACUUUAUAUCUGUGAAAUAUUCAUCAAAAUGUACCGGUGGAAAAACCUUCAGUGACAAUGGGAAGUGUGAUAAUGUGAACAUUGGACUAGAGGUGAUUUUUGAUGUGACGGUGACAGUGGAUAGAUGCAUCAAUGAUCAGAGCUUCUCCAUCGGGCCAUUGGGCUUCAAUGAAAAGCUGAAGGUGAACGUUCAGACUCUCUGCGAAUGUAAUUGUGGUGAUCCCCCUGGAGUUCAUCCUCACUGUAAAGGACAGGGUAAAGUUGUCUGCGGCAGCUGCAAGUGUAAUGAUGGCUUCAUAGGACAGCUCUGUGAGUGCACAAUAGGUAAAAAAGAUGAGGCCUCAUUUAAAGCCCAGUGCCGGAAAGACAAUGGCACUGAAUGUGAAGGCAAAGGAGACUGUGUGUGUGGACGGUGUCAGUGCCAUUUAACAGAGGGUAACGGACAUUUCUAUGGCGAACACUGUGAAUGCGACGAUGAACACUGUGAAAAGUUUGACAAUAAACAGUGUGCAGGUCAUGGCAAGUGCAAAUGUGGCAAAUGUGAGUGUGAUGACGGCUAUGAGGGAACAGCUUGUCACUGCGCUAAAUCCGACAAUGAAUGCAAGAUUGACAGCCAUGUUUGUUAUAACCGCGGUAAAUGUGUAUGUAACCAGUGCGAAUGUGAAAGGGGAUACAAGGGACCCUACUGCAAAACCUGUCCUACAUGUCAACGUCCGUGUCAACAGUCCGGGAGCUGUGUUGAAUGUUUUGCCUUUCAAAGUGGACCGUUUGAAAAGAACUGUAGUUUAGCCUGUAAGCAUCUGACGAUUAAGAUUGUCGAUAAACUGGUAAAGAGUGAUUGCAGAGUCAAAGAUAAAGAGGGCUGCUGGAUGGCUUUUACAAUGACAGAAGAACUUGGAUUUGACCUCUACUCUGUCAGUGUCCUUAAAGACAGAGAAUGUCCCGAGGGGCCAAACAUUAUAGCAAUUGUAGGAGGAUCUCUGGCUGGAGUGGCAUUGAUUGGUCUCCUGAUGCUCCUCAUCAUCAAGGGUGUUUUGUAUGCAAGCGACCUUAGAGAAUGGAGGAGAUUUGAAAAAGACAGAAAACACGAAAAGACUUCUGGUACCAACCCAUUAUUCCAGAAUGCCACAACCACUGUUCAAAACCCUACAUUUUCUGGAGAUUCAUGAGAAAAUUUUUAACAGAUAAAGUAUUAUGCAAUUUAAGAUGCUUUUUAACAUUUAAAGUUUGUGUGUUUGUCAAAUCGUUUACAUUUUAGAAGCUCUCUGUAAGUUAAUACUGUAUGUUUCAGAGUCCAUCUAUAUUCAAAUGUAUGGAAAUGAUGUGAUUGUUAUCUAAUGCCUGUGUAUUGCAUUUUACAGAUUCUCUGUUAUGAAACAAGCACAUAAUUAACAUAUGUUGGCUUUCCACAUGAUUAAAAUAAUAGACUUGAGAACUGAUCAUUUGCUUAGCUUUGCAUGUUAACCUGGUUGUUGUUCUUUCAAUGUUAAUAACAUCUAAAUUAUGUGUUCAUGUGUAACUUAUGCCUGUCAAGAAUAAGUGUUUGUAUCAACACAGGCUUAUUGGCAAUAUGUGCCCAGGGCUACAUUUUUGAGAAACGGGAAAUAUGUGCCUGGGGGUACAUAUAUGACUGCAUUUUGUGUGUAAAAGGAAUGGCUGGUGUGACUGGUACCACGGUACACUGUAAAACCCAACAAUCAACUUUAUCAAAUGAAAUGGGUGUAGUUAACUCAGAAUUUACUUAAAGUUAAUUAUAUUCAUUUUAAAAGAGUUUUGAACUCAGUGUUGAAGUUAAGCAGUUAAUUAAAUACCUCAUUACUUUAACUUAAAUGGAGUAAGUUCACAGUACUCAUAUAGAUUAGUUUAACUCAAAUGGUUUGUAGCAAUCAGUUUCCUCAAACGGUUUGAGUUGCCUAACUUAUUGAGUUUUACAGUUCUCAGUUGGUUUGAGUUUUCUUCAUUUAUUGGGUUUUAUUAAGCUCAAAUUGCUUCAUUUAUGCAAAUGGAUUAAGUUCACAGUACUCAUUAGGAUUAAAUUUUGAACUUAAAUAGUUUGUUGCAAUCGGUUUCCUCAAACGGUUUGAGUUACCUUAACUUUUUGGGUUUUACAGUGUAGUAAUGGGACGGACCUGGGUCUCUGGAAAGAAACCAGGUAAAACAAAUAUUAAGUAAAUAGCAUUAUGGAAUCAUGGUAUAAGCAUUUUAGUUUGCUUUUGAAAACACUACCGGUUGGGUUUAGGGAUUUAGGGUUUUCUGUGUGGGUCAGUUGAUAUCAAGCUGAUAUAUUAUUCAUGACCAGAUUCUCUCAUGAAUGUGCACAAAAAGGAUAUUGAUAUUGACAAAAAAAAAAA
Danio rerio (zebrafish) is the source of this 3645-nucleotide messenger RNA. NCBI's taxonomy places the organism in Eukaryota, Metazoa, Chordata, Actinopteri, Cypriniformes, Danionidae. The record is from RefSeq and is a predicted model, not a curated record.